CGAACACGCACACUAGUAAACAAGUGGAUUGAUUGCCCACUGUACGCGAGUGUCAUUCAAACAAAAGUUCAAAACAUCUGUUGUAUGUUGUUGUUUGUAUUUUUAAAUAUAAUAUAAAUUCUGCUUAAAUAAUAUAAUUUAAAAAGCAUUUUUUACCCAAAUUAAAGUGUGUGUUUGAGUGCGUGCCGCAAUAUUUUUCUUAUUGUUGUGACGUCAUUGUUUUCGACUGCCAGUAAAAACGACGCAAUUGCACCAUUUAAUUGAAAUGGAAUUAAAAUGAGCUAUAUAUUUUUAAACAAGAGGCUAGUGUCAAGUGAACAGAAUGUCGGCGGAGUCGCCGCGGCACGCGCGCGCGGGCGGGCCCCUCACGGUGCCGUCGCAGCCGCCCAGCGACCGCAGCAUCAUCGACGCGGUGUCCGGCUUCAUCAACGACGUCACGCUCUCUUCUUCAUCCACUGUUGAUCCUAAGGACGUUAUACAGUGGGCGAGGUUCGAAACAGCCGAUAUAAAUGAACCUACACCUGAAGGAGACAUAGACAAUGACGUCCCGCCACUACUGCUCAUCCUGGGCUACGGCUCUGGCGUGCAAGUGUGGCUCAUCCCGCCCACCGGGGAGGCUCAGGAGGUGCUCUCCUGGCGCCAAGGCACUGUGAGGGUGCUCCGUAUACUGCCCACUCCGCAGCACGGCGACUGCUUUGCAUCGAAGAGGCCCCUCAUAGCCUUGUGUGACUCGGCCAGCCCUGGCCCGGCUUUCUGCUCGCUCAGUUUUAUAUCCAUUAGGGGUGGAGAACAGGUGAAAAGCAUCAAAUUCAAGAACCCAAUACUAGAUGUGUUGGCAAACAAGCGUUCUGUGGUGGUAUCUUUCUCUGAACGCUUUGCUGUCUUCGAUGCGGCCACUUUAGAGGACAGACUGGCGAUUACCACUUGCUUCCCCUGCCCAUGCCCCCUGGGGGGUAAUUCCCCCAUCAACCCCCUGACUUUGGGGGACCGCUGGCUCGCGUACGCCGAUAAGAAGUUGAAUCCAUCGAAACGAAGCAGUGGGGGAUGUGAAAGCGAAGGUGUGACCAGCUACACGGCGACAGUUCUGCACGCAGCCAAGUCUCUGAGCAAGGGUCUGCGCGGGCUGGGGGAGAGCGUGGCUCACAGCCUGGCGGGCGGGCGCAGCACUUCGCAGUCGCCCUCGCCGCCGCACGCGGACAUACAGCAGCCGGGAGUGGUCACUGUGUUGGACAUUGAGGGUAACGAAGACGAUGACAGCCAAGACUGCGAAGACCCGUGCGACCCUAUCGUGGCUCACUUCGUGGCGCACUCGGAGGCCAUCAUCGCGCUGAAGUUCGACCCGAGCGGCAUGCUGCUGGUGACGGCCGACCGGCGCGGGCACGACUUCCACGUGUUCCGCAUCAACCCGCACCCCUGCGGGCCCAGCCUGGCGGCCGUGCACCACUUGUACAUACUGCACAGGGGGGACACUACGGCUAAAGUGCAGGAUAUAGCAAUAUCUGGCGACUCGCGCUGGACGGCCAUCUCUACGCUGCGCGGCACCACGCACGUGUUCGCCGUGAGCCCGUACGGCGGCGCGUGCGGCGUGCGCACGCACACGCAGCCGCGCGUCGUCAACCGCCUGUCGCGCUUCCACCGCUCCGCCGGCCUGCCCAUACACGGCGCGCCCUGCGCUCAUAGCCCGGUGUGCGAAGGCAUGGGCGCAGGCGCUUGGUUCCCUAACCCGCGCCUGCCGCCCUACCCGCAGCCCAACAGCAGUGCGCCGCUUGCGCAGCUGCGUCCCACGCACAAGCUCGCCACACACACCAUCACCAGGACCAGCUCCGGUCGCCAGCGUCUGUCGUCGCUGUCGGAGGAGAGCGGGUCGGCGCCGCUGCUGGCGCGCGCGUGCUUUGGCGUCAACGGCAUCACGGGGCGCGCGGCGUCCGUGCCGCUCUACCUCAUGGCGGCCUCCGGGGCGCUGCUGCAUCUGGCGCUGCACCCGCGCGCCGCACGCAAUGUGCCGAAAGAGAAGAUCAGCGACGAGUCCCCGAUAGAGCUGGAGGUGGAGGCGAUGGCGCAGUGGCCGCUGCAGCGCCCGCCGGCCGCCGCCGACCUGCUGGCGCCGCUGCCGCCCUCCAACCCGCUGCUGCAGCCGCUGAGUUGUCGGAGAUGCGCGGACAUGUGCAUGAGCGAGGAGGAGCGCUGGCUGUCGCAGGUGGAGAUAGUGACGCACGCGGGCCCGCACCGCCGCCUGUGGAUGGGCCCGCAGUUCGUCUUCAAGACGUACAACAGCACUGGCUCGAACUCGUCGCUGUCGGAGGCGGAGGCGGUGGAGGUGGACACGAGCGCGGCGCGCGGUGCGGCUCGCUCCAACCCCGUCAACAUGCCCGGCGCGCGCCCCGUCGUGCCCGUGCUCGUCGACUCCGGCUCGGCCAGUUCACUUGAACACUCCCCGUCCGACAGUUUCCGACGCAAAUCUCUCUUGGCGGAGAGUGGUCGCGCCCCGUCCGUUUGCGACGUGCAGCUCAGAGAAGAUCUCGCCGAGGCCAUGAAGGAAGAUCACGGGCUGCGGGAGGGGCGAGAGGAAGUGCGGGAGGCGCGGGAGACGCGGCCGGAGAGCGCGGGCGUAGUGCGUGCCGUUGCGCCGCAGGGGACUGUCGUAGCGCCGCUGCGGCAGCAGCAACCCCCGCCGCUCGACCCCGACGCCUACACGCGCUCCAACGAUGACGAAGGCGCCUUCCGCCCCGUAGUGCGCGCGUCCGCUCCCCUCGCACCUCACAUCGCCACUCAACCGCUACCACACUCCACCACCAUCCCCGUGCAAAGUGUAUCGCCGAGAGAACUAUCCCCCGAAGACGAGCCGCUACCCCUCAACACGGACGUCGUAAUCCCGGCCGAGCUCACCGGCGUCCGCUCCUGGCUACCGCCAAAUGUAGAUCGUGUCGUCUACGAUGCGGAAGUCUUCGAAGAACAAACCGACACUUACGACUUUGACGACGAAAAAUUUAUGCCAACAUUUGAGCGUUCAAAUAAAUCGAUGGCCGAUGUAGUAAAUGUAGAUAGACCUAAUUUAGAUGUUAAGAAUAUCGCUGUAAAUAGAGAUCUCGAGCGUGAUAGUGCGAAGAGUGACAGAGUGUGCGAGAGUGUCUCGGUUGCCGAGACGGAACGAGAGGAUAUAUCUAAAUCACUGCCAAAAGUGAGUCGACCAUCGGAUGAUAUUCAACCGGUAGCUCGACCUAGAGUUAAGAAAUCUCCCACCACCAAGUCAGUUAGUGAUAGAGCUGCUAGUGGAGUUAGUGUUAAAAGUAGAGUGUGUGCGGAUGAAUGUGAAGUUAUUGUACCUAAGAAGCAAAGGGAAACCUCGAAAGUGAAAACAGUUAUUGAUGUCAAAAAAGAAGAAGUCAAUACGUCUGCAGAUGUAAAGCCGCCGAAAAUCACCAAAGUUUCAGACGCUUCUGAUAUUAAGAAACAACAUUGUCAGACUGAAAAGGAUGAUUCUGUCAUUACAGAAAUAACAAAAUCCACUGUUAAAGUAACAAAUGAAAAAGAACGAGAACUUUUGAUAAAGACUGAAGACCAGGCAUGGGAUAUGCUUUUGAACGAGUCUGAUAGUACUGUAAAAAUAAAUAAAGAAGUAUCACCUAAAGAUACUAAAAUAGAAGAAAGUAAAGUUAAAUCCAAAAAGAAUCGAAAAACUAAAAAAGCUGAUGAUCAUCAAACAACAGAAGAUGAUGAUGACAGUUUUAUUGAAAUACAUGCUAUAGAAGAUAAGCAGCAAACUUUAAGUGGUGAUCUUGUGUCUAUUUCAACUCCAUUUGAAGGACUAGAACCUGCAUCUUCCUACUUAUCUAAGAGUAAAAAACAACGAUCAUCAAAAAGUAGAACACCUGAAAGAAAAGAUGAGACAGUGAGACCAGCUCCAAUAGUCACUGAAGAUGUUAUUGUUACUAGUACUGACACGACGAAAAGUAUAAAUAAAAACACUAAUGAAAAUAUUUUCAGUGAAACAAAAUCUUACGCCCAGUCCAUUUCUACGACAAAAGACACGCUCAAAGAUUUUAAAGACAGUAUUGUUUUAGAUUCUACGCCUGUUUUCGAUUCUAAACCUAACAUGACUUCCUUUGGAAAAGAAUCGCCAAAAUCGUCAAAAAGAAAAUCUUCUCCUAAACUUGAUAGUCGUAAAGUAGAAAAAGCUUGUGAAAUUGAUGAAAAGGAGGUGUAUGUUAUCAAUACAACUGAGGAUGAUUUUCCAGAAAUUCAAAUAACUAGAGGCAACAAGACCCACAAAAAGUCACCCUUACUGUCAGAAAAGAAGAAUCACGAUAGUGAUAAAAGUGAGAAACCUCCAAAAUCAUGGAGUUCUAUUGCAGCGUCGAAAAAUGUUAAAACGGUAGAGGAUAUUAAAAACAAUGUUGAAACUAUAAGAAAAGAUGAUGUGCAGGAUGUAGCUUCCAUUUUAGAGUAUAACAAAAAAACAGAAAUAUCAUUGCAGGAGAAGCUUAUGGAACUUUGUAAGAGAACCGAUAUUAUGGUGGCGGAAUGUGAUGCUCCUUCGGAUCUUAAUUUUGUUGAAGAACAUCAUUCAGUGUUGCCUGACUUGCCACCAUUGGAACCAAUGGAUUUCGGUUUAGAUGAUUUCAAACUUGAAGUGAUGAGAGACAGUCUCUUAGAGGAAGAUGCAAAAAUAACUAGCCCCAUAUGCAAGAUUAACAUUGACGACAUUCUGUCAUCUAUUAAAGAUACAACAAAGAAAGCUAUCGAAUCUAGUACAUUUAAUCUGAUCGAUAUAGAAAAAGUGCCCUUGCGUAAAGAGAAAGGUUUUAAUGUUGUUGAAAGUGUUAAGAUUACAUCGCAAGAAUUUAAGUUAGAGGAAGAUACUAAAUUAGAUAAUGAUCUUGAAAAGUCAUCUGACGAUGAUAUUGCAUCUCCUGUAUUAUCGGCUGACAGUGACAAAGAGGAUAAGAAGAAUUCCGAAGCCGCUAAUACUACUUUGUCUUCGUCGAAACAAUCUAAAUCCAAAAAAUCACGUAGAAAGAAAAAGUAAUAAGAAUCGUGUUCAACAGUUUUGAUCUUCUGAGCUUGAUUUAUUUAGGCUAUGCAGUAUACAGUUAUUAGUGAAAUAUUUGCAGCUAUUAUUGUUGUUGUAAUUUUAGAUAAGCAAAUGAAUUUUGAAGUGGAUAUGCACAGAUAAAAUACAAAAAAAAAAAAAUCCUUACAAGGCAAAUAAUUCUUUAUAAUAUUAUGAUAUACGGUGCUGAUGAUGCUUGUUGUAAUUUUGACAAGAUAUCUCAGUAUAGAUGUAUAUCAUAUAAUAAAAUAUAAAUAAAAAAUGAAAAAAGUGUAGGAAAAAAUAACAAAAAAUGACGGCUAGAUUUCUUGAGUUGCUAAUUGCUAAAAUAAAUAUUUGAGUGGGCUUAGACAUCUGUAGUAAAACAGUAAUUGUCAUUGGUUAUAUAGAUAAUAUAUUUAUUGGUGAAGGGUUUACAAUUUUAAAAAAGGUACUCACCGUUUCUUCUACUGCUUCCUAUUAUAAUAGAUUUAUAGUCUGUGAUAGUGACUUCUGUAAUUUUAUAAAAGCUGAAAUUUAGUCUCCUACCCUAAGUAAGUGUAGUAGGCAACUAUGAUCUGCAUGGCUUUGUGAGGUAGCGGAUUUUAAGGGUCCAGACCCUCAACAGUCCAAGUAAGCGUAAUUGAUUUUUAUAUUUUCCUCGGCAUGUAUGGUAAAGCCGUGUCAAAGUGGUCCCUUUAAAAAAUACCGUUAACGAUCAAACGAUCAAAUUAAAGUGGAUCACUACUGUUUAAAGUUUACUUUGAAUUAGUUUGAUGCUUAUAUUGAAUCAAUGUUUGUUAAUACGUUAGGGGCCUUUAGUCCCUAACGUCGUGUUACCAAGAAAUUAAGUUUCUAGCGACUAGUUACUAACAAGUUGCUCAUGAUAUCGCGUACAAAAUGUCUAUCGAAAGAUGACUCGCCAAGGUGGUCACGAUCCUCAGUCACGAGGGACCGACUGGAGCUCAGACCACCUUCCGAUUUGGAAGGUGGUCUGAGUUCCAGUCGGUCCCUCGUGGUCCGAACACCAUACUUGCGUACCGUACUUACCUAUGGUAAGAGCAUCAACUGACAAACGUUCAGCUUUUUUUAUAAAGUCUAGCUAUCACGGGGUCUUAGAUCUUAUAAUAUAGGUACAGUUUAGGAACUCAAGAAAUCGGACGCAACCUUUUUCAGUGCUCUAUUAUUAGUACUUAUUUUGCUUAUUUUAUUUAGAUUAUUAUUGUCAAUUCUGUUUAAUGCAAAAUAUUUUUUUAAAGAAUUAGAACCAAACGUUAUUAUAAUCAUUAUACCAAAGCCAUACAAUAUACACACCAAAAUGCGGUCUUUCGUUUUGAAUUCACCCAAAAGAAUUGCCUUUUUUUAAGAAAAUUGAGCUUAUAAGGAAUUUUACUAUUGUUAAAGAAUCCCCUAAUAUUUGAUUUACCGUAAUUUUAAUUUUAAAUAUAGAACAUGGGUGCUGUUAAUUUAAGUGUCAAAUUUUGCAUUAAACAGAAUUUGUUACAAACGUAGAUUUAGUUAAAAGUUUUAUUUUCCAAACGCAGUGCACUAUUUUCUAUAUAGGAUUCACGAGGCCAGUAAAUAAAAACUUGCGUUAGGUACUUCGCAACGUGGCGGUGUUAUAUUUAUAUAAUGAUUUUGCUUUACGAAGAACUUAGGUCAGAAGGCAGACGAUUGUCUUUCUCCAUGAAUAUCCUUGUCAAAAAGAACGACACUAGUUUUAUUUCGUAAUUAUACGUAAUAGUACCAUUUCUUCUAUACGCAGUAGAAUCUCGCUAUUCUUAAAAGAAAUAUCCACUAAUUUAUUGUCAAAUUUUAUUUAAUUUCUGUACACAAUAAUUCUCUCUUUUAUUUUUAGCAGAUAUUUAUAUUUGAUAAAAUUAUUUUAUAUAAUUUGUGCUGUACAAUGAAAUUUUAUUCUUAUUUUAAUUAAUUUAUUAUUUAUAUAUAAAAAAAUAAAGCAACACUGUCUAUGCGAUCAAAUUUGUUAAUUGUUGGAAGGACAAUAAGUCGGUGAGAUGUUUAUUAUCUCUGUAUACGUUACUCAUCCGAAUCAUGUACCUAAAAAUCGGAUUCACUGUGUUUUUAUAUUGACUUAUGGUAGAGAUUAAAACCUCUUGCAUUAUGUUGUACAACCCCGACUAUCGGGGGCAAUUCAUAGACGUUGUAGAGGCACCCUCAGGUAAUCAUUCACCCGCUGAGUGUCAAAUUCUCAAACAAAUACUAGUAGAGUUUAAAUUCGACACUCAACAGCUGAACAAUCCUCUGGGGGUGCCCCUACAACGUCUAUGAAUUCUACUGUUAGAGCCGUAAACGUUAAUCAUGGCUUGUACUUUCGCAUCCUGUAACAAUGUCUUAACUCGACACUGUCAUAACUCGACAGUGUGUGUCUCUAUCUCUCCUUGUCUUACACCAUAUAAUAUGAUAGAGACAGAGAUAGAGAAGAUUUAAUAUUGGAACUCACAGUGUCGAGUGAUGAAAAUAUCGUUAUAAAAUAGCGUUCCUGCUUUUAACCAAUCAAAGAGUUUCGAUCAAACGAACGUAUCUCCCAAUAGCUCCAAGGUCAACGGGCCAAUACUAAUACGUAAGAUUCGAUCUUUGCCCAUUUAGAUAUUGUUGCCUAGCUAAGGCUUUCAGUGUGUUUAAGGUAAAAAGAUAAUAGUCUGGGCACACAAUCAUGUACGUUACGCUUUUUGCAGAAAGGAGAUCGACCAUUUUUCAUACAUGAAUGAGCCCAAAUUUAAUAAAUGAACCGUUAUAAUGUCCAAAUUAGUAUCAUUUAAUAAAUAAUAAUAUCGGUUUUAGACUGGUUUAAUUUCAGUUUUAUUGAAAGUUGCAUAAUCAAGAUAUAGACAAUUAUCUACAUUACAAAAUGCACAAUUCCAAAAACAAAAAAUAUUAGCAACUAUCAAUUUAUUGUAAUUAUUUUUGGUGAUUUAUUAUUAAAUGAAGAAUUUUCGUAUUUUUUUUUCUGUAACGUGCUGGGCCCAAAAUGGUCGGUCUCCUUUGCAAACUUUAGAGAAAAUAUGUAAAUAAUUUUUUUUGACAUCUCACUGCAAUUGAAUACUGUAUAUUUUGAUUAUUUAUUUUUGAAGUAUUUAUUAUUUAUUGUUACCCUGUGUUUUUAGACAGUACUGAUCCUGCAUCAACACUGAAGAUUCAUGCAUGCUCAAUGCUCAAAGCAUGCAUGGUUCAUGCAUAAACAUAUGUACACUGAAUUCACUGACUAACAGGUCCAUCACAUUUUAUCCUGGUUAGGUAUUAUUUGCCAACUUUUUUGUUAGAUUACUGUAAUUUAAAGAUAUUUAUGAUAUUAAUAAUUUCUUAUAGAUAAAACAAUAAUUAUUAUAGUCUGUACUAAACACACUGUUGUACAUGUAACAUAAUAUUGUAUAGAAUACCUCAGUAUUACUUGCUAUGUUGCGUUAUAAGUUCCAUAAUUUAUUUACUAUUAUUAUGACAAAGUCAUUUUUUUUAUUUUUUUGGUAUAUAAUACCGUGACCUACUGCUGUCUAGAUGUACAAAUUCUGUGUAAAAUUGUUCACAACGAGUAUUAUUUAUUGUGUUUUGUUCAUAUUACGUACAGUCGUAAGAAUAACUGAGCGUAGAAAGGAAGCUUGUUUUUACGUCGCACCACAAAAUAUUAAAUACGCAAUUAGUCAAUUUUGUUUCAUAUUUCACCUGGGCCAAAUGAAAAUUGUCCAUUUUUGAAGUUAACUAAAAUAAAAAGUAGGUUAUUGUACAAUGUAGGUACUUGAGGCUAAAUUGACUCCCGGAAUAAUCCGAUUCAUACUUUAUGACGUCUCGGAACAUCGUGGGUAAAGAUGCACAAUGCAAAAUUUUAGGUAUCAGCGGUAAAGUAGGACAUAGUCAGCCCAGAUAUGCGACUUGCGCAUAUUCAUUUCUACACAUAGUUAUUCUCGUAAAUAUUAGUCUUAAUACGUUAAAUCAUGACAAAUAUUUAUUUUUCUAUGUAAUGCCUGACCAGAAAAGUUGCUAAAUUACGCUAUAUUUAUUGUUUGAAAUUAACAGAACUUGCAUUUAAGACAACUUAAAUGUUGUUAAGUUCGCGUUUCAAUAUUUCCCGUUUUUGAAUGAAUCGUAUAAACCGCUCUUUAAACCUUUGGCCUAUGAGGCACACAAUGACAUAAUAUAUCUCGACGAGAAAAAAAUAGUUGGCCAAAUAGCGGCUGAAUCGAAAAUAUCACUCUCUCUUACAUUGCUAUGGCAUGUAAGAGAGAGAGAGCGUGAUGUUUUCGAUUCCGCUGCUACUGGAUUGGUUAGUCAGUACGCAGUAACUAAAAUCCCAAAUCUAAAUAGACAGGCAUAGAAAGCAUAUUUCGUAGCGUAGAAAAUCUGAUUUUUAUUAUUAUAGUCCUUGUCCCUUCGACAUGUAGAAGGUCAAAGUUUAUUAAUGCAAUGAGACUUAAGAGCAAAUAUGAAGCUACUAAAUUAGUUUUUUUUUUACUUUUCUGGUAAGGUUGCAACUUCGUUGAUGACACAUGGGUAACCCGAGUUUAGGCAAAUUUAUGACAUCUUGUUUACAUUUGAUGCACUGGUGCAUUGUGUAUAUACAUUUGAUAUUUUAAAUAACAUAGUUAUUUUAAGUUUUAUUUAUCAUUUACCAUGUAUUUAUUUAGCAAAAAAUAAUAAUAACAAUUGAAUAUGUUUUUGUGGUACUAACUAACAGGUGCAUAACAACUUUGUUCAAGACAUAUCAAUGUGCAAAAAAAAUAUCAAUAAGCUUGCGUCCCUUUAUUGAGCAAUAAUAAUUAGUUUAAAUUAAAUAAAUAUGGGACUGCAUGUAAUCAAUCGGCAUUAUUUAUUACCGUGUGGUAACAUUUAUUUGUUACAUGCCGAAAUAUUUUAACUAAAAUGUAUUUUAAACACAAGCUUUUAUGAUGCUCUAACCUGUAGCAGCAGAAUGCCAAAAUAUGAGUCUAUGAGAGAGAGUAUAAGAGUCAAACACCACCUUAUCUUGUUUAGUUUAAGAGUUUAAAUGGUCACUUUCCGACACCUUAAGGUCGUAGCUCAUUAGACCCAUUCGGGACCCGACCCGCUCCGCCUCGUCACUAGGCGUCCACUCGUCGUCGCCGCGUUGUCUACCAGUGAACCUCGCGUGGUCAACGAAUUUCCGAGAGUCGACUGGUGGACCAACUCGCGGUUCACGCGAGGCAAGUAUGUCAAAAGCGAGCUAUCAUCGUGUGGUCCACUCGCAGUCUGCGCGUGGACACCUCGCUAUCGAGGCGAUCCGGUGAUGGUACGGAGUUGAUGUAGUGAGCGCAUGCCCAUACAAAAUACUAACUAUUCGAGGCGAGGCGAGGCGGUGCGGGUCGGGUCCCGGGUGGGUCUAAUGAGCUACGACUUUUAAUCAUAACUCCAUGGUAAUUGCAAUGCCAGUUACAGAAUAACCGCAAUAAUUCAAAAGGUUCAGUAGGCUCAGGAAGAUUUAAAGACAGUUCUCGUGUCAAGAGUAAGACAUGUUAUCGACCACUAGCGGAAUCGAAAACAUCGCUCCACUUUCGUCCGAUCGCAACGAAUGUGAGACAUUUUUGAUUUCGCUAUCGCCGUUAUUGGUCGAUAAUUUGUCUCCUCGUCACGACAUAUUUAGUGGCGCACAUCUUAGGACUAGAGAAAGUGGUUCUAAUGUUCUGAUUUAACUCCGAAGAUUUGACUCUCAUUAUACAAGCUUGUAACAAUUCGAAUAAAAUGACCAAUAAAUUACUAAAAAACAGCUGGUAAAGUUUAAAAAAGUGAAUGAAAAUAAUUUAAUUUUUUUAUUCUUCCCCAAUCCAGGUUUUUAUAUAUUUCUGGACAAUUAUAAUUUUAAAAUUGAUAAUUUGAUUCACCAAAGGAUGCUUUAUAUACCUAUUAAGAUUUUAUAUUACAAAAAGAGUUACAUACUAAUUUUAUUCUCAGCGAAGUUAUACGACAAAUUGUAGUGUCUUCUAGUAAUAAAAUUAUUUUGCUUAAAUGAACAUACAUUUUUAACAGAUAUUAUAUAUGUAUAUGAAAACAGUAAACAGUCCAUACGAUCAGUUAUGUAACACUUAAGUAUUUAAUAUUAAUUGCAGCUUAUUGUAAAAGUAAUUGUUAGUCUUUUUGACGAAUAAUAUUCCAAAAAAAAAAGUUUAAAAUUUAUUUUUGAAAUUUUACAAUAUCGAUCUAAGCUAAAUUUAUUCUACACCGUUUUAACUCCAUGAUAUUAUUAUUCUUUAUUGUAAUCCAAAGACUUCUAUGUAUAGUACUAUAUAGACUAUUUUUCCGGCUUUUCUAGGAGAAAUUGUCGGAUAAAAUGCGUGUAGUUCUCAGUAACUGCAAGUGAGCCAUAUGACCAGUGUUUCUUGGUAUAGUCGGAUGCAAACUUUAUGAUGUUUCGGAAAAAAGCUGUGGGUGCCGCGACGCUCAGUUCGUAUAUAGAGUCCUUUUCAUGAAAGAAGUCCGCCGCUAGAACCUGAACUAACAUUGACAACGCCUUAAAUGACAAUGAGCUCCAUGAAGACAUUAGCGCUGCGUCUAGGGGAAUUCUUUCAUGAAAAGGAGUAUACAAUACAAUCAAGACGCAUAAGUCGACGGCGGUAGGGUGGGAGGCGCGCUCGAUGCGAGGCUCUGCCGCCACGCCGUUACGUUACCGCGUGUACCUAAAAUCUUGCAUUGCGUAACCUAACGCACGAUAUUCCGAAACGUCAUAAAGUUUGCAUCGUACUGUAAACAUUGUUGUUACAAAGUUACCCGUUUUUACCAUUUUGAGGCUCUUUCAGAAAAUAAUAUAGGACCUUGUGAAAGAAGAUAAAUUGGUAGUCCGGGAUCCGUAAAUUUUUUUUACAACUGAUUACUAACAAGUUAGUUGUUUAUCUCGAUGAGAUGAUCAACUUUUUUAUUUACGAAAAUUCUUGAUUCUGGUAGCUAACUGAGUUACCAGGAUAGUCAGUUGUACAAAAAGUGUUCUACGGAUCCCUGGCUAUGGUAGGAAACUUGUCUUGUCUAGUUGUAUAUACAUAGAAGUGUUUGUCGAUAUAGAAAUAUUCUGACUCUAUUAUGUAUAUUACGUAGACAAAUUUAUUAGAUUUGGCACCACUGUAAGAGUACAUGUGUUGGUAAUGUUAUGGAGUGUUUAAAAAUCUUUAGGAAAAUUAUAAAAUGACAUUUAAAACAACCAA
Molecule: messenger RNA, 12189 nt
Organism: Bicyclus anynana (squinting bush brown)
Lineage: Eukaryota; Metazoa; Arthropoda; Insecta; Lepidoptera; Nymphalidae
Gene: rudhira
Product: breast carcinoma-amplified sequence 3 homolog
Exons: 14
Coding region: 323-5026 (1567 amino acids)
Biological process (GO): response to starvation; autophagy
Cellular component (GO): cytoplasm
Molecular function (GO): protein binding
Source: RefSeq, a predicted model, not a curated record